CCCUUGCUCCCUAUCAUUUCUGAAAUUUUCCAUUAUCAGUUACUUGCAGAGAUGGAGUUAUUAUCUGCAACAGUGAGUGCUGCAAUGGCUUCAUUCUGCUUUGUUCUCAUAUGCUUCUGUGUUCUGCUACUAAGAAUCUUCAUGGGUAAAUCACUGAAGCACCCUCAGUAUCCUCCUGUAAUGGGCACUGUCUUCCACUCUCUACUCUGUUUCAACAGAGUCUAUGAUCACUACACUGAUGUUGCCCGCAAGUACAAAACCUUUCGUCUCCUCAGUCCAUCCAACAGUGAGAUCUUCACAACAGACCCUCGAAAUGUCGAACACAUACUCAAAACCAACUUUGAUAAAUACAGCAAGGGAUCCCAAAACUAUGAAAUCUUAGAAGAUCUAUUUGGUCAUGGUAUCUUUAAUACUAAUGGUGAUAAAUGGCGUCAACAGAGGAAGAUUGCGAGUUUCGAGUUCUCUACCAGAAACCUCAGGGAUUUCAGCUGUGCUGUGUUCAGAACAAAAUCUGCCAAAUUGGCUGAAACCAUUUUGGGUUUUGGAGUUAAGAAUCAGACAUUUGAUAUCCAAGACUUGUUAAUGAGAUGUUCUCUGGAUUCCAUAUUCAAAAUUGGGUUUGGGGUGGACUUGAAUUGCUUGGAGGGUUCAACAGAAGAGGGGAGAGCAUUCAUCAAGGCUUUCGAUGAUUCAAAUCGAUUUAUAUGCUGGCGCUUUGUCGAUCCCUUUUGGAAACUGAGGAGGAUUCUUAGUUUGGGAUCUGAAGGCACUCUUAAGAAGAACAUAAAGUUCAUGGAUGAUUUUGUGUUUGGAGUCAUCAGCAACAAGAGGAAACAAACUUUUGAGCAACAAAACUAUAAUGACAAGGAGGACAUACUUUCAAGGUUUCAAAUGGAGAGCAAGAAAGAUCCAGAGAGGAUGACCAAUCAGUAUCUCAAGGACAUAAUUCUGAAUUUCAUGAUCGCGGGCAAAGAUACUACUGCAGGCACACUCUCCUGGUUUUUCUACCUUCUCUGCAAGCACCCUCUGAUACAAGAAAAAGUUGCAGAAGAAGUAAGAGAAGUCAUCAAUUGUAAGGAGAACGAAACUAAAAUCGAUGAUUUCGUAGAGUGUUUAACUGAUGCAGCAUUAGAGAAGAUGCAUUAUCUCCAUGCAGCCCUAACAGAGACUUUGAGGCUAUACCCUGCUGUCCCCACUGAUGGGAGGUGUGCAGAAACAGAUGAUGUUCUCCCUGAUGGUUUCAGAGUGAAGAAAGGAGAUGGUGUGUACUAUAUGGCUUAUGCCAUGGGCAGGAUGAAUUACAUAUGGGGAGAGGAUGCCGAGGAAUUUCGACCAGAGAGAUGGCUCAACAAUGGAGUUUUCCAGCCUGAAUCACCAUUCAAAUUUGUUUCAUUUCAUGCCGGUCCUCGAAUUUGUUUGGGGAAGGAAUUUGCUUAUCGACAGAUGAAGAUAGUUGCGAUGGUGCUUCUUCGUUUCUUUCGGUUCAGAUUUGCAGACGAAACGAAACAAGUAACAUACAAAACCAUGCUUACACUCCACAUCGAUGGUGGCCUUCAUCUUGGUGCAAUUCCUAGAGUUAUUUUUGACAAAUUCUAAUCUAUGAAAAAGUAUUGUGAAUAAGGAACAUAUUGUACAUAU
This is a messenger RNA of Telopea speciosissima, 1638 nucleotides long. Its product is annotated as cytochrome P450 704C1-like. Gene Ontology annotation, molecular function: heme binding; oxidoreductase activity, acting on paired donors, with incorporation or reduction of molecular oxygen; monooxygenase activity. NCBI's taxonomy places the organism in Eukaryota, Viridiplantae, Streptophyta, Magnoliopsida, Proteales, Proteaceae. The transcript is spliced from 5 exons. Bases 52 to 1596 code for a protein of 514 amino acids. The record is from RefSeq and is a predicted model, not a curated record.